Molecule: messenger RNA, 1175 nt
Organism: Daldinia loculata
Lineage: Eukaryota; Fungi; Ascomycota; Sordariomycetes; Xylariales; Hypoxylaceae
Product: glyoxalase-like domain-containing protein
Exons: 1
Coding region: 114-1010 (298 amino acids)
Source: RefSeq, a predicted model, not a curated record
GGCAAGUCGAGCACGACAUCUACAUUAACUACACUGCAUAAAUACUAGUGUACUGAAACGUCCCUUUUCCAAUCCGCUAGCUAUCACAAACGUAACCAUCACCACGUUACAAAAUGUCGUCUCCAACUACCCCGCUUGUUGAUCACAUCGUGAUCCUGAUCCCAUAUUCUUUCCUCUCCGCCCCGCCCUCCUGGUUUGCAGACUUAUUCCACUUCUACCCCGGCGGCCGGCACUCCGACGGGCUGACCGAGAAUACCCUCGUGUUGCUAGCCGACGGCUCGUACCUCGAGUUCAUCGCCUUCGUGCCCGGGGUCGACCCGGCGAAGCGCGCUGCGCACCAGUGGGGCAAGAAGAAGGAGGGUACGGUUGUGGAUUGGGCGGUUACUCUGCCGUCUUCGUCUUCCCCAUCCUCCGCAGAAGAGGAAGCGAGGUUCCUAGAGCAGGAAAAAAAGUUCCGCGAGAUCCAGAAGAGGGUCCGCGAUGCGAAUGCCGGGAUCGUGUAUGGAGACCUACGGCGUGGAGGGAGGACUCGGCCGGAUGGCGAGGUGUUGAAGUGGGCGGUUGCGUUCCCGAAGCACGAUGAUGGGGAUCCGGUUGAGCCGGGGACUGUGCCGUUUUGGUGCUUGGAUAUUACGGCCCGGGGCUUGCGGGUGCCGUAUACUGAUCCGGGAGUCACGAAGCAUCCGAUUGGCGCGGUUGGAGUUGCGAAGGUUGAGGUUCUGCCUGAGAACCGGAAGACUGUUGAGAGUGCGAGGGUUGUCUACGAUACUAUCCUUGAUACUAAGGGGACUGCGGAAAUUGGAAAGUCGUGGAGGAUCGGAAAUCCGGUUGGCGAGAAGGUUCAUUCCGGAGGGGUUGUUCGUCUGGAUGCUUCGGAUGGACCAGCUACGGUUAACAUAUCGUUCUUCACGGAUGAUCUAGGUCUGGUUGGGAAAUCAGUGGGAGGUAAGGUUGAUGAGGAUCAUAGCCUUACGUUCCACUUGGUGGCUGCGUUUGAUGGAAAGGUGUAAUAUUAAUAGAUCAUAGGUCACGUAAGACUUAUAAAUGAUAGUAGGAUGUGAAUGUAUGUAAUCCGUACAUUCCAAAGUUCUAAAGAUGUCUAGAGGAUUUAGGCACUGAUGUAAAUACUACUUCCUAAGACUACCUAUGCGGUAGGGUAGCCCUAUGUCCUCGGG